Messenger RNA from Theileria equi strain WA, 1410 nucleotides. RefSeq lists its product as hypothetical. Lineage: Eukaryota; Apicomplexa; Aconoidasida; Piroplasmida; Theileriidae. Bases 1 to 1410 code for a protein of 469 amino acids. The record is from RefSeq and is a predicted model, not a curated record. The transcript has a single exon.
AUGAAAAGUGAAAUUACAGGAGGUAUGAAAGGAUCAAGCAAGGAACUCCAGCAAAGUGCCAUGUUUAUGGCAGGUCUGACUCUCUUGCAGUCUCUCCGUGUGGCGUUAACUGGAGCAAAGUUUGCAAUGGAUAGAUUUAAAAUUCCUCAGCAGCAUGCCAGUUCGUUCAUUAACAUGGUCCAUAAUCCUAUGGAACUGGCAACGUUUACUGGGAUGGCUAUUGUAACUAUUGCAACACUUAUUAAAGAACCAAAAGAUCCAGUUUCAAAGAAAUGUUUCAGAUGCCUUGCCAUAUUUACAAAUGUGACACUAUGCUGUUCAUUCAUCUUACUUCUCUAUGCAUUCACUUCUGGGGGAGAACAGGGAGAUCUUACCUUCUAUUACUGGGCUAUUGUCCUAGUCUCAUUUGUCUAUGGACUGAAUGUGGCAACUGUAAUGAAUGUUGGAAGUGCAAAUGCUUCCUUUUUCAAUGUAGGAAUACCUCUUUCCGGUAUCCAGGUUUGUAUCUACUACUAUAUCUUUACGAAGCUUGCUGAGUGGUUUAAUUGGUCAAACGUUAGUUACUGGAUUAUAUUUUGGCAGAUGAUCAUAGCGAUAGUGAUUGCAGCAGCCUCCGCUGGUGUAUGGAUUGCUAUCGCUGUUGUUGGUACUACUGCGGAUCAAGGUGGUACUGGUAAACAAGCUAAAGAUACUGGCACUGUUUGGUCUCCAAUUUUCAUGGGAAUGGUUGGUAUGGGUGGUAUUUACGCUUUCUAUCCUGCUAUUGCUCCCUAUAAGUUGACUGAUGUUGGAACUGGAUACACUAUUGAUCUUGCUGUCUUGUUCGUUAGUGCAGUACCAGGUAUCGUUAUUGCCAUAGUCACUUUAUGUGCAUCUGAAAAGGGCCCACAUAAAGAUUGGAGUAGUGCUCAAUGGUGGCAUGGUACUUGGAUUCUGGCAAUUCCACAUAUUCUUGCCAUGGUCUUAUGCUUUGUUACACUUCAUUACCCUGAUGGUAGAGUAGCUAGUUCUAUAAAGAGUAGUGGUUUGAAGGUUGGGGUUAUUACUGUGACUCUAAAGUUUUGUGAAGAAGGACUAAAGGCAGUUUCUUAUUCUGGAGCCGCCAAGCAAGUGGAUAGUGGAAGUGAAGGUACUAUCUCCUCUUUUAAUGCGUUCACUUCACAAGGUUUAAUGAUCAUUCUGGCCUUUACUGGAGACGGAUACCUAAAGACUUAUUCUAAAUAUGAACAUGAUCGGAGUAAAUGGCCCACUAAGGAUUAUGGAACUCUUAGAUCUAUAUUAUACUGGGCAGGAAGUGGAAUGUGGGUGGCAUGUAAGAGUGUUAAGUCUUCCUUUACCACUAAUGUUAGGUGCAAGGUUUUGGGUAAAUCAGAAGCCUUACUCAUUGUAUAUGCGGAUGAGGAAUUUUAA